Molecule: messenger RNA, 2013 nt
Organism: Impatiens glandulifera
Lineage: Eukaryota; Viridiplantae; Streptophyta; Magnoliopsida; Ericales; Balsaminaceae
Product: heat stress transcription factor A-6b-like
Exons: 2
Coding region: 768-1805 (345 amino acids)
Biological process (GO): regulation of transcription by RNA polymerase II
Cellular component (GO): nucleus
Molecular function (GO): DNA-binding transcription factor activity; RNA polymerase II cis-regulatory region sequence-specific DNA binding
Source: RefSeq, a predicted model, not a curated record
CUGCAUUUGAAUCUAUUAAAAACAUGUGGGUCCCUAGGUGUGACAAUAUGAACUUUUUCUUAGCAUUGGUUUAAGCAUAAAUAAAGUAUUGAUUAUUAAUCUCCCAAGAUAUGUGGUUCUCCCUCAACCAACCAAACAAAGACAUUUCCCUUGCAAACCCUCCAUUCUCAAUAAGCAGCCAUGGAAACAUAUAGGAAAAGAAUUAGAGAAUUUGAAAAUUCUGAUUAUGUUUUUAAAUUUCAUCGCCUUUAUUUGUGUAAUUAUUUGAAUGUUUUAUGUCCCAAAUUCAAAUGAAAAUGGGGGAGCCCAACGUCCUAGGAGGGCUUCUUGCAGUACAGUAGUCACUGUGAAUAAAUGAUAUUUCCAGAAGAGUGGAAAAUAAUUUUCUAAUAAGGAGUGAGGAAAGAUCUGAGUCUAAUGGCCUUUUUGGUUCACUUUAAAGCAUAGGGCCAGCCACCUGUCUGUUGCAUACUCUUAGCACACAUGAUGAUGAUGAUUCAAAGUAUAUAAAUAAUACUACUUCUCAAUUCAAUCCAAUUCAAUUCAUAUACUCUCUCUUUCUUGGCUCCAUCAUCAUGCCAGAAACUUAUCCUUAGAUCCUUUUCUACCCUUUUUUUCUCAUCUUUUCUGAUUUUCUAUUACUGACAUGCCCAACUCCUUCUUCUUCGUUCUGACGUCUGACCAUUGUUGUCCCAAUUUGUAGUUAAGAUCCCUUCAAAUCCAUUAGACUUCAUAUUCUCUUGCAGAUAUUGUCUUCAAAAUCUUCCAUGAUGGAUCAUCAUCCUGUACCAUGUCUAGUGAAGGAGGAGAAAAUGGAAGAAUUCUGUAGUUUGCUUUCGGGUCAGCCUUCUUCAAUGGGCAUUCUUCCUCUACCAAUGGACAGACUUCAUGAAACGAGCACUCCUCCAUUCCUGACCAAGACAUACGACAUGGUCGAAGAUCCAACCACAAACCACAUGAUCACUUGGAGCAUAGGUAACAACAGUUUUGUGGUUUCAGAUCCUCAAGCAUUUGCCAUGAAACUACUUCCUAAAUACUUCAAGCACAACAAUUUCUCAAGCUUUGUUAGACAACUCAACACCUAUGGGUUUAAAAAGGUAGAUCCAGAUAAAUGGGAAUUUGCAAAUGAAGUGUUCUUGAGAGGGAAAAAGCAUCUUCUGAAGAAUAUUAGGAGGAAAAAGGCACCGCCUCUUCCUAUGGCAGCUAACCGUGAGAAGGAAGCUUGUGUUGAAGUGAGACGGUUUGGAUUAGAUUUAGUCGCAGAGAUGGAUGACCUGAGGCGGGAUAAGCAUGUUUUAUUGGAAGAAUUGACGAAGCUGAGACAGCAGCAACAUAAUACUAGAGUUUAUAUUGAUGCAAUGGAGGAAAGACUGAAUAAGACAGAGACUAGGCAUAGACAGAUGAUGGGGUUCUUGGCAAGAGCGCUGCAGAAUCCAUGUUUUGUGCAGCAAUUACUCAAAAAUGAUAAAAGGAAAGAACUUGGGGAAGUAAUUAAGAAGAAGAGAAGGAAGCGAAUCAGUUUAGGCCAAGGCGAUGAUGAUUUUGAUGAUGAUGAUGAUGAUUAUGGAGAUGUUUUUGGGAUGAGUAGCUUAGGGAGGGAGGUUGAAGGGCAAAUUGGAGUUUUAGAAAACUUUGAGGGAGGUGAUCAUGAGGAGGAAGAUUAUGGAAGUGUGAGUAAAUGGCUUUGUGAAGAAGGGUUGAUGGAGAAUCUGAUGAAUGAAAGGAACAUUGGUUUUCUUGGAGAAUGUGAAGAUGUAGAAUUAUUUGCAGAGCAGCUUGGUUUCAUGGGUUCUAACCCACUCUAACUUAACCGGACAUAAUCAUCUCUGUUUUGCCUUUUCCUUUCAUGGGUUCUGUUUUUGCUUCAAUUAAUGAUUUGUGUUCUUAUGUUUCAUGCUGGGAUUCUUCUUCUUCUUCUUCUUUCAUCACCAUUCAUUAUUGUAGAUUGUGAAGAUAACACUCUGAAUGGUAGAUAGUAGACUUUAAAAAUAAUGGUAUGUACUUUUGUGUCAA